Messenger RNA from Aegilops tauschii subsp. strangulata, 2663 nucleotides. RefSeq names its product serine/threonine-protein kinase 54. Gene Ontology annotation, biological process: protein phosphorylation. The record is from RefSeq and is a predicted model, not a curated record. NCBI's taxonomy places the organism in Eukaryota, Viridiplantae, Streptophyta, Magnoliopsida, Poales, Poaceae. Gene Ontology annotation, molecular function: ATP binding; protein serine/threonine kinase activity.
GGACUUCUCGUAUCACAGACGAGUCCUCCUCUGAAUGCGGUGGAGCUGUUGGGGUAGGAGAGUAGUAUAGUAUCAGUAGUAUAGAUAGAAGAGCCGUGCGCGCUCGGGAGAGGAGAGGAGAGAGGCAGGAGUCCCGGGGCUGUACGGGGAGCAGCGUACCGCGUACGUACGCGCAUCCCACCGGCUACACGGGCCACCGCCGCGGGUACAGGGUGUCAGCGGGGGCGGGCGGGCCCUUUUCUGUCGCUCUUUCUGGUGCGGGCCUUCAAUGCGUCGUCCUGGUGGCUGCUGAUAUCCAUCCGCCCUCCCGGACUCCUCGGCCGAUCAGAUUCGGUUCUGUUACUCGAGUUCGCCGCGGAAAGAGGGGAGGAGAUAAGAGGGAGGAGGUUGGGGCCUGAGCCGGGAAGGCAGGCAUUCUGAUCCGGAUUCAGCUCCUGCAACCUCUCAGCCGCCUCGAGGAAGGAUACUUGAGAAGCCAGGCUGCUGCGGUUUUUUUUUUCUUCAACAAGUUUCAGGGAUCUGUUUGAGACUGAACAGACCCUUGACCUCUUUGUGCAACACUCAUCUUCUGUACAACUUGUGGCAAGAAUUUGGCAGCAAAUGGGUCGAGGAAUCACAGCGAUUCCUGGCCUAAGGUCUCUCGGACGCGUUUCUUGUGACUUCUGUUCGAAAUUUCACUUCAACAUGUGGUUCAUGCUAAUCCAAGCUUCCAAAGUUGGAAUCUGAUCACUUGUGACAGCGUUUCUCCGUCUCCUCAGUUCCAGCAAUAUGGACACGGAGAACUCCUGGGUUAGGAGGACUAAGUUUUCGCACACCGUCUACACAAGGGUUGCUUCCCAUGGGGUGCAUGUGGCUCCUCUUGGCAGAGAUGUGGAGCAGAGACUUCAGAGAUUUGUGAGUAUGGGUAAGUCUGUGACGAUGCCCAUUGAUCGAGGCAAUGAUGAAAGAGUGGCUGCGCUGAAGCAUACUGCUAGUCUGCCAUCACUCCGAUCCUCACUCCAGCCUAAUGAGAAAAAGGCCAGCAAGCAGAAGAUGAGUUUGGAGAUUCCUUUGAGCCCUCCGGCAAAGUCUGAGAAAUCCAAGGCCCCAAGGGCGAGGAGCCUGGUCAAGAGCCCAAGCUCGAUGAUGCUCCUUAGCUACUUAAAUAAUGCACACACAAGUCAGGGCUCCAACCUUCGUCAAAAGGCUAAUGGAUCUCAUCACAAGCUGAGAUCCAAGUCCCCUCUUCCCAGCGUAGUGCCUUCAGAUACAUUCAGGGAAGCGAGGGCCAGCAGUCAGAGGUUCACAAGCCCUCCCCCGAAGCGUGUGGGAUCUGAUAAAAGUGUCUAUGGCAAAUCGCUGGGCAGGGAAGGGUGUGAUAUGGGUCCAAGCCCUGAUUGGUGUUCGACUCCGGUGGUCUCUGAUAAGCACAAUUCUCAGAAGGAUAGCUCAUGGACCAGAAGAUACUUUGACAAUGGGGGAAGGAGGAGGGUUAGUGCAGUAGAGACUGUGAGGAGCCGUACAGUUAGCAUGGCUCAAGCGGUGCAAUCGACAGUUGAUUGGGAACUUGAUCCAACCAAGCUGCUUGUUGGCCAUAGGUUUGCUUCUGGGGCACAUAGUAGGCUAUACAGAGGACUUUACGAUGAUAAGCCGGUUGCCCUUAAAUUUAUCCGCCGGCCUAAGAAUGACGCUGGUGGGAUAAUAGCUGCAAAGCUUGACAAACAAUAUAACACUGAGGUCAAUGCAUUGUCUCAUCUGCAUCAUAAGCAUGUGAUCAAGCUUGUAGCAGCUCAUAGAGUUGGACCGGUUUAUUACAUUAUUACGGAGCUUCUUCCUGGAGGUUCCUUGAGGUCAUACCUGCACAACCCAGAGCACUGCCCCCUCCCUCUGGAGAGGACCAUAUCCAUCGCUCUGGAGAUUGCCCGAGGGUUGGAGUACAUCCACUCUCAGGGAGUUGUCCACCGCGACAUUAAGCCGGAGAACAUCCUUUUUGAUGAGAAGUUCGAGGUGAAGAUUGCUGAUUUCGGCAUUGCCUGUGAGGAGACGUUAUGUGAUCUGCUAGUGGACGAUGAGGGCACGUACCGCUGGAUGGCCCCUGAGAUGCUAAAGCGCAAGCCGUACAACCGGAAGGUGGAUGUAUAUAGCUUUGGACUGCUGCUGUGGGAGAUGGUGACCGGAAGAAUUCCUUUCGAGAACCUCUCCCCGGUCCAGGUGGCUUAUGCCGUCGCGAAUAACAACAAGAAAGCGAUGGAACCUGAAGAUUAUUGCCCGGCAGCAGUGAGACCCCUGAUUGAGCAGUGCUGCGCAUUGCAGCCCGAGAAGAGGCCAGAUUUCUGGCAGAUCGUGAAAACCCUGGAGAAGAUCCAGUCUGUUAUGUCGCAGGGCGGCUGCCUGGACGCGCUGAGGAGCAGUGACCACAAGAAGGGGCUUAAGCACUGGAUUCAGAAACUGAAACCAUCACACGGCGCCUGAGCUCAGCCUUCUAGCAUCGUUUCGACCGUUAUUUUAUCCGGUUGGGUAUGCUCCCCUAGUCUAGGCCUAGCGUAAGAUGAUAAGCUUUUCGAUUUCGUGUUUAAAAUUCUAGUAUGGAUGCGGAUGUUUAUUAGGUGAUCUACAAUUAGUUUUUAUUGCAUUAGUAGCUGUAUGCCACAUAUCAAACUUAUAUGUUAUCUCGUUCGCUCUUA